AUGACAUGCCAGGGUAGCAACGUUCGACUGUGCGCUUUCAGCAGGGCGCCACUACUAGCAGUCCUUUUAUCGGCAAGUGCCUUGCUAGUAGUAUGGUUAUCAGCUACCUCCAAUAUCUUAUUCUCAGACACUUCCAUUCCUACAAACACACGACAACUCUUCUCUCACGGUUGGGGAUAUGUUGGCGACCUGGACACUACUAGCACUAGCACUAGCAUUUUUCUGUCAUCUUCCAAUGCCACUAUUAUCGAUGACGACCGUCUCUUUGAAGGUGAAAAUGCUACUCUCGAAUCGGUUGGUAUCACUGGCGAAAGUGACGAAGGCAAGUGGUACUUGGGACUCGACGACUGGUGGAAUCGAGUCGAUUAUCAGGGAUCCAAAGUCUCGGCAGUCGACAUGCAUCUCCACACGGGUCUCUUUCAAGACGUUCCACCCAGUUUUCAAGACCAAAUAUUGGGUAAUAUUCCCUUUCCACUACCCACUGUCAUUGCCACACCCCUCUUUAAUGUCAUUUUGAGUGGAUAUGGAAUUUGUGCACAACUCGUCUGUGCAAAGAUUCGACGGGGUGUCAUUUUCGCUGUCUACGCCCCCACCACCACAGGAUUGACCACCAACCAAUUCGUCCAUGGAGAAAUCCAAAAAUUACCCAAGAAACUAUGGGGAUUGGCGUCGCUGCCCGUCAAUGAUUGGGACAAGAAUGAAGAACGAGCGCUAAACUUGCUGCGCAAAUAUUUGGCCCUCCCCGAAUUUAUCGGCAUCAAACUAGCACAUCCUCACAUGCUCAUCAAUCUCAAUGAUGCACGGUUCUAUUCCAUCUACGAUGUGGCACGAGAAUUCAACAAACCAGUCUAUUGCCAUACAGGAAAGACAUUAUCCACAGGAUCCUUGACCAACAAGGAAGCGACGCAUCCAGCUUUCUUGGAAGAAGCCAUUCAGCUGUAUCCCGACGUUCUCUUUAUCCUGGGCCAUGUGGGAAAUGGUGCCGACUUUGAUGGAUUGGAGGAUCCCAUUGAGGCAUGCUUCCGAUUGACGUUGACCUAUAGUAAUGUCUAUAUGGAAGUUUCCGCUGUUGGCAGUGCAUCCAACGAUCCAAACGGUGACAAGUUGUUUGGAAUCUUUCGAGAUGCCAAGCAAUUGGAACUGAUUAGGAGGCUCAUCUACGGCUCGGAUGGACCCCAAUCUCCUGGAUUUGUCCUGGGUUACCUCGAACGCACUAUUCACGCCAUGGAACGGGCCAAUUACACCGAUCAAGAAGCAGAACGGGUACUCAACGAUAACUUUCAAUCCGUAUUUUGGGUGUAA
Molecule: messenger RNA, 1302 nt
Organism: Seminavis robusta
Lineage: Eukaryota; Bacillariophyta; Bacillariophyceae; Naviculales; Naviculaceae
Source: the annotation of a GenBank genome assembly